Messenger RNA from Plodia interpunctella (Indianmeal moth), 2200 nucleotides. RefSeq names its product Cystathionine gamma-lyase (gene Cth). Lineage: Eukaryota; Metazoa; Arthropoda; Insecta; Lepidoptera; Pyralidae. The transcript is spliced from 8 exons. Gene Ontology annotation, molecular function: carbon-sulfur lyase activity; pyridoxal phosphate binding. Bases 214 to 1395 code for a protein of 393 amino acids. The record is from RefSeq and is a predicted model, not a curated record. Gene Ontology annotation, cellular component: cytoplasm. Gene Ontology annotation, biological process: transsulfuration.
UUAACCCUGCCCGUGUCGAUCGCAAAUCAAGCAUGCAAAAUUGCGAAAAAUGCACGACUUCAUUCAUCAAGAGCUCAAUUUCCGUCGUGGUUUCAAGCUGGUUGGUGUGUUUUUAGAUGAGCUCAGACUAUAAGUUUCGUAAAUUAAUUGGUACCAAUUUAAUCUAUUUUUUUUAGUAGGUAAUUUACGACCAGUAAAAAAAGAAAAUAAAAGAUGGCACAAAACGGGUUUUUAAAACAAAAAGCUGGAUUCGCCACUAUAGCUAUUCAUGCUGGCCAAGAACCGGAAAAAUGGAAAAGUGCAGCUGUUGUUCCACCUAUUGUUAUGUCCACAACGUUCAAGCAACCAGCGCCAGCUGAACACACCGGAUUUGAAUAUGGGCGAUCAGGAAACCCUUCAAGAAAUACGCUAGAAGAAUGCCUAGCAGCAUUAGAAGAUGCUAAAUAUGCACUUACUUUCUCUUCUGGUCUGGGCUCAACAACUACAAUUUUAGGUUUACUAAAUGCUGGUGAUCAUAUAGUCUCCAGUGAUGACGUUUAUGGUGGAACAAAUAGAUUGUUCAGAGCGGUUGCAACUAAACAUGGAAUUGACGUAUCAUUUACGGAUUUCACGGAUCUCAAAAAAGUUAGCAACUCUAUAAAGGAGAAUACAAAGCUGGUUUGGCUAGAAACACCAACAAAUCCACUACUGAAAGUAGUGGACAUUGCUGCAGUGGUAGACAUAGUGAAGAGCAGGGGAGAUAUAAUCGUGGUAGUGGACAACACAUUCCUGACGUCCUACUUGCAAAGACCGCUGGACUUCGGCGCCGACAUGGUGGUCUACUCGUUGACGAAGUACAUGAACGGACAUUCUGACGUGAUCAUGGGAGCGGUGGUACUGAAUAACACAGCUUUGGAAGAAAAACUGAGAUUUUUGCAAAAUGCAAUGGGCGCGGUCCCAUCGCCGUUCGACAGCUACCUGGUGAACAGAAGUUUGAAAACCCUGGCAUUGCGCAUGGAAAGACAUAAGACGUCUUCCUUAGUCAUAGCAAAGUGGCUGCAGCAGCAUCCUAAAGUCACGGAGGUAUUGCAUCCAGGGCUGCCAAACCACCCACAGUACGAAGUGGCGAAGAAGCAAAUGACGGGUCACUCGGGUGUCUUCAGCUUCACACAUUCCGGAGGCCUGCAGGAGUCUCGAAGGUUCCUCAGCGCGCUCAAAGUGUUCACUCUGGCAGAAAGUCUGGGAGGCUACGAAAGCUUGGCCGAGUUACCAUCAGUGAUGACACACGCGUCCGUCCCUGCUUUACAAAGAGAAGAAUUGGGUAUAACAGACUCUUUGAUACGUCUUUCGGUUGGAUUGGAGGACACUAUAGAUCUUAUCGAUGAUUUAGAACAAGCUUUUAAAGCCGCCUUUUAAGAUUAAAUUAUUAUUUUUUAUUAUCAUGAACGUUAUACUGCGUACACUGCGCGUAAUCAUGUUAAUUCGCCAAGCGAAGAUGUGUUUCAUGUUUGUGAAAUGUUAAUAUCGUAGCUGACUAUGAGAUUCAGCUAGAAAAAUUUAAAUUAAUUUUGAAAUGUGACAACAUAACAGAAAAAGAUUAGGAUUCAUGCCUAUAUAGAAAUUAACUCUUGGAAGUUCUGUUUUUCAAUAGUUGCUACCUAUGUAAGACAUUACGUAUAGACGUAGGCGUAAGUGUAAUAAGGAAGUUCCUCUUAAAGUCGGGGCCAUUUUGGGUUCUGAAAAUAAAAAUUGGUUUAUCAUUUUCACCUUGUUUAGUGAAAUACAAACCAGCCAUUGAAACUAUGACGGAAACGGAAUAAAGUCAGCUACGAUCUGUAACGUAUAUAAGUCUGUUAUACAGAGACAUUUACGUACCUAAUAUAAUAAUGGAAGCAUGUUCCUUUUUACCCACAAUAGAAUGACAAAGUAAUCCAGUCCAAUCAUUCAAUCUAACAGUCAUUCGAGUAUUCAUACAAUGUUAAUUCACAAUGGGUUCAAGUGAGGCUAAACGUAUUCAACUUAAGGUUAAAUAUGUACAUUUUUUACAAAAUGAUUGCGUACCUCUCCUCUAUUUUGUUCCUGUUACAUCAGAAGAAUAUUUUUUAAAACGUUUUAUUUAAUUAAACAGCACAUGUUUUAUUUAUUCCAAUGACUUUACAAAGUAUCUAUCUGUAUGCAAAUACAUGUGAUUAAUAAAUUAUUUAUUGUUACAAUAUUAAAA